CUCACAAUUACUCCAUUAAAAAUAUGUACAGAAUAUGAUGUCGAAGGAAAAACGGUUCACAUACUUUAGUAGUAGUGUUUGACAAUUUAACAUUAUGCCAGAUGGGGCAGUAACGCGUUCUCAUGGUGUCAAACCUCCUGCCGAGCGAGAAGAAUUCUCGCGUGAGUUGCUACUGGCACGCACGAAAGACCGGUUACAGUACUUACAUUAUUCGUGAUGAAACUACCUUAAAUUUAGUGAUUAACGGUACAAAACAUUGACUAUUUUAGACCAAGUGACGCGCAAACAUUUUGCGAUUCCUUCAAACCAUCUGUGUUGUUUUUACUCGAGCUGACAUUCAUACCGGUAGUUCUCAUGCUGCUUUAUGCUAAAUGCUAACCAAGGUGCAACGUCAACUUUCAAUGUAAAUUUAGUCUUUAAAUACAGUAACAACGAUGAAGUGUCAUUACCAAGUCCUCGGAGUCAAACGGGACGCCAACGACGACGACUUGAAGAAAGCCUAUCGGAAAUUAGCGCUGAAAUGGCAUCCUGACAAAAACUUGGAUAAGGCCGAGGAAGCAGCCGAGCAGUUCAAGUUAAUUCAGGCAGCCUAUGAUGUCCUAAGUGACCCACAGGAGAGAGCAUGGUAUGACAAUCACAGGGAAGCUUUGCUAAAAGGUGGCGUGAGCGGUGACUACGAGGACGACAGUGUUGACCUGCUGCAGUUCUUCACCGUUACCUGUUAUUCGGGCUACGGAGAUGACGACAAGGGUUUCUACACAGUCUACAGGAAUCUCUUUGAGUCUAUCAUCACAGAGGAGAUGGAGCACAGAAAAGUGGAAGAUGAGGAUGAAGAGGAGGACUUCCCAUCCUUUGGGAAUUCGCAGAGCGAUUAUGAUACAGUAGUGCACGUCUUUUACGGCUACUGGCAGAGCUUCUGCACGUGUAAGAACUUCGCCUGGAAGGAAGAAUACGACACGCGGCAGGGGUCCAACCGCUGGGAGAAGCGCGCCAUGGAGAAGGAGAAUAAGAAAACCCGGGAUAAGGCACGGAAGGAGCGCAAUGAGCUGGUGCGCCAGCUCGUGGCCUUCGUGCGCAAGCGAGACCGCCGUGUGCAAGCACACCGCAAGGAAGUGGAGGAGCGCAACGCAGAGAAGAGCAAAAAAGCGCAGGAGCUACGGCGCAAGCAGAAGCUCAGUCAAGCCAAGCUGGCGGAGGAGUACAAAGAGCAGAGCUGGGCAGCCAUGUCAGAGCUGGAGAAGGAGCUUCAGCAAAUGGAGGCUCAGUACGGAGUAGAGUUUGGGGACGCUUCGGAAAGUGAAGAUGAAGAGCUGGAAACGCAGCAGAAAAUUGCCGUGGAAGGAUUAGGUGCAGAUGGAGACCAGCUGGAUGUAAAUGACCUCAACUUGGAUUAUUAUGACGAUCUCCACUGCCCGGCCUGCAGCAAAUCCUUCAAAUCCGAGAAAGCCAUGUACAACCACGAGAAGUCCAAGAAGCACAAAGAGAUGGUUGCGUUGCUACGGCAACAGCUUCAAGACGACGACGCUCUCGCUUUCAUAUUAGACCAAAGGGAGGAUGCCGAGGAAAAAAUACAGACAUUGAACCAUGAAGAAGAAGAAAUGGAGGAGGAAGAGGGAGAUAUUCAACCAAGACAAAAGUUGUCCAGGAAGCAGAAGAAGAGGCAACAGAAAGUAGCCAAUAGCAUUCUCGUGGAGAAGUGUGAACAAGGGGAGGACCUGACAUCAACUACAGAUGUGAAGGAUGCCCCUGAUGAGAACCCCGAAGAGGUUCCUCAAGAAGUUCCCGAGGAGUCACCGAGCUCCACGGAAGCCCAGGAGGACUGUUUUCCUCCUGUUGAAUCCCAGAGUUUGCCUAGCUCCGUCAAAACCAAAGCCAAGAAGGUGGGCGGAAAAGACAAAUCAAAGAACGUUAAGACACAACAGGGAGGCGAGCAGCUUUUUGAGAAGUCUGUAAAUCUGCGAUGUGUGACUUGCAAUGGCGAGUUCUCCACAAGGAACAAGCUUUUCGACCACCUUAAAUCUAGCGGACACGCCUCCGCGCUCUCCUCCAAUCCCGCGACGACGACCUCCGCCAGCCGAAGCAGAAAAGACAAACGGAAAAACAGAUGAUGACACUUUUAGUUUAGUGGACUGAGAAGAAGUGGAUGUUCUUUGAACACGUCUUUGAACGUUGCAGAUCUUUUUAGAGCUAAUGAAGAUGGACAUCAUCAUGUAUAGCAUGCUAAUUCAUUUCGUCAUCGCCAACUGACACAAAAUACAUUUUUACAAAUGAUGAUCUGAUGAAACUCGAGAAAAAAAUGGUAACUUUGCGGUUCAUGUUUUGCAGAUGCAGUGCAUCACGGGGUUUUAAAAAGAGUUAUCAACAAAUAAAAAUGAAAAAAUUCACGUUUCAUUUUGAGGCGCAAGAAACAUUGUUUCGCAGCAAGGCAAACAUGACUCGGGGCUAUGUACAGU
This is a messenger RNA of Corythoichthys intestinalis (scribbled pipefish), 2453 nucleotides long. It is a transcript of the gene dnajc21, whose product is annotated as DnaJ heat shock protein family (Hsp40) member C21. Lineage: Eukaryota; Metazoa; Chordata; Actinopteri; Syngnathiformes; Syngnathidae. Gene Ontology annotation, cellular component: cytoplasm. Gene Ontology annotation, molecular function: nucleic acid binding; zinc ion binding. The transcript is spliced from 12 exons. The record is from RefSeq and is a predicted model, not a curated record. Bases 435 to 2108 code for a protein of 557 amino acids.